AUCACUAUCCCAAGUUAAAGUAAAUUGGUUAUUUUCAAAUAAUAACAAUAAAGAUACUAAGGUAGCUGCAUUCAAUACAAUAGAAUUCCAAAGAUUUGGAAUUUCUACUUUCCAACUCUUAAGACUUGCUCUGUAGUCCAUGUUCAACAUAUAUUACCGUCCUAAUGAAAAUUUGUUGCUUUCGGGUAUUCGCUUGCGAAGAACUUUGGGACUGUCUGUUUAUUGUAAAACGUAGCCAGGACUAUGUACUGUAUACUAGUGUCGACCAGUUGCCUCUUAGAGAAUCGGUUGAACUACGUGCAUUACAACUAAUGGUGCCCAACGAUAGUCAGCCAAUGGAUAUGGACAGCAACUGUCUAGAAUGUGUUAUCAAGUCUCUGGAAAGUUCUAUUGACCUAAGACGAUCAUUGAUGAGAAAAAUGAGUAUAAUUACAUCAAUGGAUAACAACAACAUAACAGUCAGCGUACAAGACAUCAAUCUAAUAGAACCCCAAAAAUAUCGAUUACAAUAUACAUGGUGUGAAAUGUAUGAAAAAACCAAUUUAGAAUACAGAGAACUAGAAGAUAUAAUGGCAUGGCUUUCAACUCUUGGUGGAGCGUUUUCAUCAUUAGGUGAUAAGACAGAACAAUGCGCAAUUGUGGCUGGGAAAAUAUCUUUGCAGCAGUUACAAAUUGCAAUAAAGAUUGGUGAUCCAUUAAUUGCAGCUCGAUGUCAACUUUAUGUUGCAAUUAGUCUUAUGCAGCGUGGUCAAUUUAAAACUGCCAGGAGAAUUAUUAAAAAACAAUAUUUGUUUGUUAAAUCUCACUUGGUUGUUGAUGAGCGACUUGUAAAAAUGUGCUGUGGUAUAUGGACUAAGUUACGAUAUGAACAAAAUAAAACCGUAUAAAAUUCUAAUAUUUUAUUAAAGAAAUAAAUAAAUUACUGUUAAAUGUUGUAUAUGUCACUUGUUAAAAAAUUAAUCCUUUUUUUUGUGUUGGUUUAUAUGUUUUAAGAAAUAUAUUUAUGUUUAAGUAUUUAAUUAAAGUAUAAUUAAAAUAGAUAAUAAGUCAAUCAGAUAAUAGCAAUGAUUAUAUAGAAAAUUCUAUUUUUGUACUAUGAUUAGGUUAUAACUUAUGGUGCACGGCUUUAAGAAAUGUCUUCAAUUUUUUUUUUUAAUAAGCCCAUAAUUUCGGUCAUUAAAUUUUAGAUCCUAAAAAUAUGUUUUCAAUGUUUAAUAUGUUUUUAUUUAUGAACCUAUUAUGAUUUCUAACCUAAUACUCUUGAAUAUUAACUGACAGCCAUCAAGGCAUAUUAAAAUUCAUGUUAGGU
Molecule: messenger RNA, 1309 nt
Organism: Adelges cooleyi (spruce gall adelgid)
Lineage: Eukaryota; Metazoa; Arthropoda; Insecta; Hemiptera; Adelgidae
Exons: 3
Coding region: 165-887 (240 amino acids)
Source: RefSeq, a predicted model, not a curated record